CUACUUUUCUGUCAGUUUAAAAAAGUGCAUUUGAAAAUAACGAAAACAUCUUCGGAAGUAGAAACUGUUUAUUGUUGUAAUUGUUAUUCGUUAUACUUGUAUUUAUAUAUUGCUAAAAAGUGGAUUGCGGAGCGUGUUUCAUAUGUAAAAAUGGAUAAUCCCAUGAUGACUCCCAAUAAAAUACUAAAACUUAUACAUUUAGCUGAAGAUAGAUCGUUUCAAGCAGCUAAAGCACAGAGACGACGAGAUUUCGAUGAGGAAGAACAUAAGAGCAUUACAUAUGAGAUCGUAGAAAAUAAACCGACGUACGCCGAAUCUUCAUCAAGCAUUUUGGAUUUGGAAAGAGUGGAGGGUUUUGGUGAAUCAGGUCAGGGUGGUUCAUCAAUUAGUAAAUCUGCCAUAUUUAAUCCUAACGAACUGACAGGAAGAUCCACGGGUACUGAAGACACCAACCGUAAAACAAUGUCUAUGGAUCGUUAUGAUAUUGGUGAUCUGAAGAAUAAGUUAGAUAAGCAGACGUUACAAGUAAAAGAAGUUAUGAGAAACUCAAUUGCUACGAAUUAUUCUUUUCAUUCUAAGAGGGACUUGUCUGCUGAUGAAGAAUCUCUGAUAAGGAGAGAGGGUGUUUUUCCUUUCCAACCAACUAACACACUUGGUGAAAUAACACCAACAAAUGCAUCUUCAUUGUCUGUUGGUGCUUAUUUCAAGAGUAAAUGUCCUGAGUUUGGGAACAUGCUUGCACACACCAACAGUCCUAACAAAUCUAUGAUGUUACCAAGUAUUACUGAAGUAUCAGCAAAAUCUUCAGAUAUAAAUGCGGCACAAAGUUUCAAUUUAGACCCAUCAUUGGACAGUGUACCAGUGCGGCAACCUCGCGCCACUAACAUUAUCCACGAAAAAACUCAAAACCUCAAUAAUGCCACAGAAAAGUUAUGUGAUAAACCACAAUUCAACUCUACAAGUAAGAUAGAUAAUGAAGUAAUAAAUAAAGACAUCAAAAACCAGGAAUCUGCAAUAAAUAAACAGAAUCAGUUCUUAAAACAAAAUCAGUCGAAGUUGGAACAAAGUUUUUCCGCUUUUAUGAAAAGCAAUAAAUUAAUGAAUUCAACCACGAAACCCACAGAUAUUUUGUUGAAAAAUUUUCAUGCUUCUCUAAGACCGUAUACUGAUGACUCUGAAGAUCAUGAGAAUAGCUCAUUGAGUAUUUCAAAAAUUGCGGAUUACUUAGGUAAACAAUCAAACGUAAGUGUAGCUGGUUUAUUGUUAAAUAAUCAAAAGAAACAAAAAAAAUCACCUCUCGCAGAAGUACAUUUAAACAACCAGGCUGUUAAUGAAGACAAUUUAGUGUCUUAUUUGAAAGAUACGAAAAGAACUGAGACAGCGAGUACCACUGGCACCGUAGACACUGUUAUAUCAAUGGAUAAACUGAGAAUUAAUGAAAUGCCGCAACUGAUAGUAACUCAUCAUUCACCUAAAAGAGACGAUUUUAAAACGGAAGAUGUUAAACGGUCGACGAGGUCUCGUUCACCGUCGAGUAAAAGCCAGUCGACUCUUAGUACUGUGCAGGAGAAUUUCCACAGUUUUAAAUCUGGAGAUAGCCCUUUGCACACUAGUAAAGGCGAGGCUAAAACAUCACAUGUACCUUCCCCAAAUACUGUGUAUAGAGAAUUAGAUAAGUCUGUAGAUUGGCGCGAGGUGUUACAACAAAAGAGUUUUAAACGAGAAGGCUUGGUUAAAGAACAAUGGGCAGAUAUUAUUACCUCAGCUGUCGAGGGAUUUGUAGGUGUGAGUUGCGCAAUAAACAUAGCAGUCACGACUCUGACGGAAAGUUGGCUCACGGGUAAAUUGCAGUUUGAUAAUUUUCCUAAUGAAGGCAAAGAUUUCACGAUGGAGUUGCCUAGACAGCCAAUACUGCUGUCUCCGGGAAAGACUGAACAAUUUACCGCUUAUCUCACAUCGAACUUCGAAAUCAACGCAUCGCUGCCUUUCACAAUACUCUUGAAAGAUGCUUCAAUCGACUGCGAUUUGGAACAAAAGGGGACCGUAGACGUUAAUAUAAAAAUGCCCGUCGUUCAGGCAAUGUCAUGCGACGGAGUCAAUAAGAUAUGCUAUCCACCGAUACAGGAGAAAACUACGCUAAUCAAAUCAUUUGUUCUGCUAAGUGAUUCUCCCGUAGAUUUACAGUUAGAAUUGUUGAUAGUGGAGGGUGAUACUGUGUUUACCAUUAAAAAUGUUCAGGAAAUAAAAAGGGGCGAUAUCAAUAAAAUAUUGAUGGACCGACAAGGUUCGACUGAAGAUGGCACAAGUAAAGCUAAGAACAAAAUGAUGAACAGACAACUGUGUAGAUUGAGCAGCGGCAACGCUAUUAGGGUUACAAUCAAAUUCAAUCCGCCGAAAUUGUCUGAUUUGAAUGUUGAUGGAAACUCGUUACUAACAUUAAAUGGAACGCUUGUUGUGAAACUGAUGGGUGUAAACACACUCUUAAGGAAAAUCGAGCUAACAGGCGUUGUAGGGUCUGUUAAUCUCGUCAUGACAAGUCAAUCCAACCAACUGCAUAUAACAAAAGAGCCGUCAACAAUAACUUUGGCGAACAAGGGUACGAUAACAGGCGUAUGGGUUGUUAAAAUACAAAGUCACUCGGAAGAUUACUUCCCUUUCAAAGUGGCGCCAUCUAAGUUUGAAAUUCGCCCUGGAUGUACAAAAGACAUUCAAUUAAGUUACUUGGGACCCGAAGACAAUGUUCAAGAAGCGUCGUUGGUUUUCGAAGAGACCGGUUCAGGAAACAAAACCUCUUUGAGUAUAUUUGGUGGAAUGGAAAAGAAGAUAUUUCCCAUAAAAACUAAUUAUCACAUUAUGUCUUGGGUGCGAUCUGGGAGGAAAGAGCUUAGUUUGAAGAACUCCAUGAAUAAAAAGGUCCACAUAAGGUGUCAGAUCGUCGGCGAAGGGUUUUCAGUAGAUCUGCCGGGCGGCGAAUCAAGGGGCAUCUAUAGUCUCGCGUUCGGGCCCAACGAGUGUAGACCUCUGCCGAUUAUUUUCUCGCCGACAUGUCAUUAUCCUCAGUCUGCCACUUUACAUUUGGUAUACGAUAAGAACAGUGAUUUUUCGAGAAAGAUAAGUCUGUACGGGUGCGAAGGCGGGUCGUCGCUGAAGUGGUCGGGGCUGGUGACGUACGGCGACACGGCGCUGGUGCGCGCGCUGGCGCGGGCGCCGCUGCAGCUCGAGCUGUACAACCGCGCCGCCACGCCCGCCUUCCUCUGUGCCCACGUGCGCUUCAACCUGCAAUACGCCGCGGCGGCGCGCGGCUGCGUGGUGUCGGGCGCGCGGCGCGUGGUGUGCGCGCGCGCGCGUCACGCGGUGUCGGUGUCGCUGCCGUGGGCGGCCAUCGAACGCCGCGCGCGCGCUGCGCACGUGUCGGCGCUCGCCACCGUCACCGUGCUCACCGGCUCAGAGUUCACGCGGCGCAGGAUACUCAGAAUUGUUGGGAAUGAAUCUAAUGGCGAAAUAGAUACAACUUUACUCCCUGAACACUUGAGAGUGCUGGCUGAAAAGUUUGACGGAGAAGAUACGGCUUUGGAUAACUACUUGAAAGAUUUCAAGGAAACCAAAUCGUCACUGCACGAACUCAUUGGCGGGCUUCAAGAGUUGACAGCGCAGAUCGACUUGCCGCAAGACUUCGGCGAAGACGCCACCAUUAUUAUAAGCGAUGAGACUGUGUUAGAACAUCAUACUCUUUGUGAUUAAGCUAGAAACUAUUUAUAAUUUACAAAUUCCCAUGUCUGGUACGUAUUAUUGGUAAUUGUUUUUGUCUUUAUACUGUCUGUCAACCCAUUGAGGUGUAUUUUAAAUUCAUUAUUUUAUUUGCUUCUUUGUUAGGUUGAGUACUAUACUUUGUAAAAUUCAGGACGAGCACUGUGACAGUUGUCAAAGUAAUGUGAGUUGGAACAUGUUGAAAAUAGACUAUUAGUAUCGAUUAUUAUUACAAAUUGUUAUCGAUUAAAACAUUUUUGGGUUGAUUAUAAUUAAUAGUAGGGAACUAAUAAUAUUUCAAAGAAAUUAACCAGUAGUGAUAUGUUGCAUAUUUUUAUUUAUUUAAUAAUGACUGUACAGAUUAAUUUUUAUUUAAAAUAAUUAUUUCUAUUCGAUUUAUUCUUUUGCUAAAUCAAUAACUUAUAAUCGAUAGUAAGGAACGUUACUAUUACUACAGUUGCACCAAUAAAAUAUUAUAUUUUUUGCGUACAUUAUACGAUCCAAGAAUAUAAAAUUUUAUAGGCGUGAUUUCAAAGAAAGAGGCCUUAUUCUCUAUGAAAGUGUGAACUCGUAAUACGGCCGUGUUACGUUAUCUUUUAUGAAAUUAGUGUAGAAUGAUAUUCUGUUCACCAUUUAUUUUGUCUUAAACAAGAUACGGUGCGUUACGUUCCUGUUACACACUAUCAAAAUAACGUGUGGCAUAGAGAUUAAGACCCCAAUUAGAUAGGGCUCAUCCUAAAUAUUACAAAGUAUACCGUGUAUUGUAGCGCAACAUGUGACAACGCUUCCACAAUAGACAGGUAUGAAUCUUAAGACUAAAUAAGACGGUUUUGAAAGAUGUAUAAUGUAAACAGACGUGGGGAAUGGCUCAAGAAAAAUGAUUUUUUUAGUUAAUUGUACUUAAUACUUGGAUAAUAUUAUAUCGGAUUUAGAAAAUAAUAGAAACAGUUCGGUACAUACUUUACUUAAAUCUUUUAUUUAGUAUAGCAUUACUUUAGAAAGCUACACCAUGGAGGCGGCGGCAUUGAAAAUAAACAAAUAUUACAUUAUUUUAUUUUGUAUUAAGUACUUAAAUGUAAUUAUUUGGGAAUGAAGUUAAUUAGCACUAUUUUCCCUUGCCUCAGCACUAUUCUAUAACUAGUUAUGAUGAGUGGUUGUCGCGGAUAUUUUUUUUUAAUGACUUUAUCUCGUCUGGAUUUAAGCUUCAAUAAAAAUUAUCAAUUGCAUACAAUUAUAAACAUACUGUCGGCGUUUUCGAUAGCCACUCGAUUGUGCUUUUUACUAGAUUUUUUAUUGAAGUGACAUUGCGUGGUUGAUGUUUUGAAUUUAUAAUAAAUGUAAUAAAAAUCGAUAAAUCUUUUCUUUGUAUGCAAAUCGAAAUUAAGAAUUUUUAAUUCUCAUAAUAAUCUGUUAUUUUGGUACUGAGGUUACUGUUUAGUGUCAUAACAACCUUCAGUAUUUAUAGCUACAUUUCUCUGUACUUAUUCUCUUCUUGCCAUUUUUAUGUGUUAAUAUGAUUUGAUUUGUAAUUUCUGUGUGUGUAUGUAUUGUGUAUAGAAAUGUCCGUCCACAAAAUAUGUAAUACUCAAAAUUAUCUUAAAAAUACCAAAAAGAACACCUGAAUACCAGAAAUAAACAAUUUUUUAAUUCA
Messenger RNA from Manduca sexta (tobacco hornworm), 5398 nucleotides. RefSeq lists its product as uncharacterized. Bases 151 to 3741 code for a protein of 1196 amino acids. Lineage: Eukaryota; Metazoa; Arthropoda; Insecta; Lepidoptera; Sphingidae. The record is from RefSeq and is a predicted model, not a curated record. The transcript has 18 exons.